GCGGAGUCGAGUGAAAAGAUAGCUACUCAUUGUUGUGUCAAUCAGCAAUCUCCAACCUCUUCCUUUCAGCCUUUUUUUGUGAAGUUUGAGCCUAUCCUCUCCUAUUUGUCUUCAUCGCAAGAUGUCUUUGCCAAGUGGUUGGGUUGAGAAGGUGUCCCGUGAAACGGGCAAGACCUAUUUCCUGAACACGCUCACCAAUGCCAGCCAAUGGGACAAACCUGAGGAAGACGCCAAGGAUGGAGUUCGUGCGUCUCACCUUCUCGUAAAGCACGUCGAGUCCAGGAGGCCAUCGUCAUGGAGAGAGGAGACGAUCACGCGGACGAAAGACCAAGCCCUGGAAAUUUUGAAAGGGUACCGUGCGCGUAUCGAGAGCGGUGAUAUCAAGUUUGCCGACCUGGCGUCAACAGAGAGCGACUGCAGCAGUGCCAAGCGUGGCGGCGACUUGGGAUUCUUUGGACGCGGGGCCAUGCAGAAGCCUUUCGAGGAGGCCACGUACCGCCUGCGUGUUGGUCAGCUGAGCGAACCGGUCUUCACCGACUCUGGCAUCCACAUUAUUCUGAGAACCGGCUGAGCUGUGUGGGCUGGCGCCCCCCGAGGUACUGACUGAUUUCGACCGAUGUGAAUGCUGAAUUGAGAACAUGUGCGCACCUGUCCUGCCAUGCGCUCGGUGUAUUGGAAUGGUGUUGUGUGAUGUGAACUACCCCGAGAGCUGCUACCAUUACAGAGUGUGCUGUGGCAACGUACCUACCUACCCCACUCUUCAUAGACAUUUUUCUGCUACAUGCACGCUUACAUGCACACUUGCUGGCCUACCGGAAUGCACAUGUGAUUUCAUUUUUGUUUUUUUUGUUUUGUUUUUUUUCUAGGCUCAUAACGAUGUUUUUUGUUUGAUUUUGUUUUCCGACAGCAGACAACUGCAGUGUGGACUAGCUUGCAUGUCCCGGAUAUGGUCAUGCAAUUACAUGUGUCUGUUUUUACUACUGCACUGUCCAGGUGAGACUAACAUUGUGUGGCAAGUGCGCUGGUUGAAGAAUGGCGCUUUCUUUUUUUCCCUAGUUUGCAGCACUAUUGGUUUCCUGUGCCAUUUUUCGUGUAUGCAUGAUUGGUUGAGCUUUUGUCUGCUUCUGCGCGCGCGUGUGUGUGUGUGUGUUUGGGUGUGUGUCUGUGUGUGUCUGGGUGUGUGUGUGUGUCUAUGUGUGUCUGGGUGUGUGUGUGUGUGUGUUGGGGUUACCUUGCCCUUUGGCUUUGUGUAUGGGUCGCGUGUCACUCAUGCGUCGGUUCUGCCAUUCCGCUGUCAUCUGUGUGCCUAUGCGUGUGCAUUCUUAGAAAGUCUGCAUUUUGGCAAUCUCCUUCCAGUGCUUAUGCAGCGCCAUUUGCUAUUCCUGUGCCUCGCCAUCUGCUCUUGACUAUGCUCACAUCGUAUAUACUUCUGCUUUGUGAGUCUGGCGCUAUUUUUUUCUGGCUUUCUUCCAUCUGCAUCUUGCAUGCGCAGACGAGCCCAGUCGCACUGCGGGCGCAUGCACCCUGGUUUCGUUUGUGAACGUCGAGAUACCAUGG
Molecule: messenger RNA, 1557 nt
Organism: Sycon ciliatum
Lineage: Eukaryota; Metazoa; Porifera; Calcarea; Leucosolenida; Sycettidae
Product: peptidyl-prolyl cis-trans isomerase NIMA-interacting 1-like
Exons: 3
Coding region: 122-571 (149 amino acids)
Cellular component (GO): nucleus; cytosol
Molecular function (GO): peptidyl-prolyl cis-trans isomerase activity; protein binding
Source: RefSeq, a predicted model, not a curated record